This is a messenger RNA of Zingiber officinale, 702 nucleotides long. Its product is annotated as PAN domain-containing protein At5g03700-like. Lineage: Eukaryota; Viridiplantae; Streptophyta; Magnoliopsida; Zingiberales; Zingiberaceae. The coding region runs from base 1 to 702 and encodes 233 amino acids. The record is from RefSeq and is a predicted model, not a curated record. The transcript has 3 exons.
AUGAAAUUGGGGGAUAUCUACUUCGCUCUUUACAUGGAUUUACCCGGAGGAGCGCCGCUGAUUAUGUAUUGGAAACACAACGUCUUGGAAGCCAAGACUCAGAUUGUCCCCGGUGGGGGAACGACCCCCGUCGACGUGCUCCCCUUCAACACCUUCAAUCGGCGAAUCACCGGGCUGUGCCGUCUGACUCUAGAAUCCGACGGCAACCUCCACGCUUAUUAUUGGAACGGCUCCAUCUGGAACGAGGAUCUCCGGGCGAUCGCCGACCACUGCGAGAUCCCCACAUCAUGCGACACCUAUGGGCAGGGCGUCGACCUGGCGAACGACGAACUGACACAGCAUUUAAAGGUGGCGUCUUUGGAGCAGUGCGAAGAGUCUUGCGAGCGGAACUGCAGUUGCUGGGCCGCAAUCCACCACAACGUGUCGGGGUACUGCUAUCGACUGGACUACCCGAUCACUCUGGUGGCGACGAAUGAGAGGAAGGUGGGGUAUUUCAAGGUGUGGGUGAGCGGCAACGGCGGAAGGACAGUGAAGAAGGCGAUGCUGGCGGUGGGUGGUGUUUUGUUCGGAGGAGUAGUGGCGGUUGCUGGAUACGGUGUGUGGAAGUGGUGGCGAGGGCGGAGGCUGGUGGCGUACAUGGAUCUCAAUUCGGCAUCGUCUCAAUUGAUUGAGCUCUCCAGCACGUUCAACAAUGGCGAAUAA